Messenger RNA from Zasmidium cellare ATCC 36951, 1218 nucleotides. RefSeq lists its product as uncharacterized. NCBI's taxonomy places the organism in Eukaryota, Fungi, Ascomycota, Dothideomycetes, Mycosphaerellales, Mycosphaerellaceae. The transcript is spliced from 2 exons. The coding region runs from base 1 to 1218 and encodes 405 amino acids. The record is from RefSeq and is a predicted model, not a curated record.
AUGCGCCUCCCUUUCAGCAUGCGCUCUGACUACCUCGUUUGGGACCCUCCUCGUUACCAGGACGAGAACGACCGUCCAGAGAAGCCAUACAUCGCACCAGCACCAACUCCACCAGAGCCCGCCGCGUUGUUUUUCAACGGGGUGCGAAACUGCAGGACCACAUUCUCGCAAUCGAAAGCUCAGUCGUCGGCAGCAGACCAGAAGGUACAAGACGAUCCUGAAGGACCUGACAUGGCAGUACCAGAACUUCGUCGAUGCUGCAUGCAGUGCGGUGGGCUGUACCUUGAGAUCGACACCAUGUUCGCAUCUCACACCUCGCCAUGGGAUCGGUUCAGUCCGUACUUCGAUCUGUUGGCUGAGUACUUCGCUGACGCGUUCAAGCAAGACAACGGCGCAGACAAGCUAACUGCAGAUACCAGCCUUCUCUUGGCUAUGGGACAGCCAGUGAACACAAUGAAGGCAGUAACUUUCCAGCCGACGAAGACUGUACCCAAAAUCGCGAAUCUGUCCGGGAAGAUGGAUGUCGAGACUGAUCCUGUGGCGAUCCAAGCUGCUCUCCAGCGAUGGUCUGACUCCCUUGCUAGCGAGUCGAAGAAGAUGCAGCACUUGCUGGAGGACUUGCGUGCUCGCGAUGCCUCGGUCAAAGAGUGGGAGGCUGAGGUUGCUAGUCUCAAGAAGACGUGGCAAGAUCGUCUCAAGUCAUUGGAAGAGCAGGAUGUCUCCGUUCAGGUGCCAGUCCAGACGGUGAAGGUAGUGAAGGUAUCUCCCAGCUUGUUGGAUGAUGUUGGCGAGGCUGGAUCCUCAACUUUCAAAGUCGAGGUUCCUGUGGGACAUUCUGCUACUCCUCACCGGUCUGCAAAUGAUUCUCAACAGAUUAAGACCGAAGUGAAGACUCCGAAGCCAACAAAGCCUCAAGUGAAGACACCGUGUGAUGCCAACAACAAGAGCAGCACCCACCGCCAACCGACUGUCGAGGACGGUCCUGCCGUAGAUUGCGAUGCUCCUGACGAGUGCUCGAGCGAGACGGAUACCUCUAGCCAGAAGACGACAACACCGAAGACAACGACGCCGAAGACUUCGAAGACCUCGAAGACCAGUACCUUGCAUCCCUGUCUCAGACCUUCGGCACAGAGUUCGCGAAUGCUGUACGGUACAAGGCAGUCAAAGCAGGGUCACGGUCAAAACCCUAGGGGUCCAGGAUGGACAAUGUAUCAGUAG